Molecule: messenger RNA, 2713 nt
Organism: Colletes gigas
Lineage: Eukaryota; Metazoa; Arthropoda; Insecta; Hymenoptera; Colletidae
Gene: Plod
Product: multifunctional procollagen lysine hydroxylase and glycosyltransferase LH3
Exons: 9
Coding region: 152-2404 (750 amino acids)
Biological process (GO): peptidyl-lysine hydroxylation
Cellular component (GO): endoplasmic reticulum
Molecular function (GO): L-ascorbic acid binding; iron ion binding; procollagen-lysine 5-dioxygenase activity
Source: RefSeq, a predicted model, not a curated record
AUAUGCCUGCGAGAAUUUUGAAACAGAAAGCAAAUAACUGACCGCCGAACGUACUCGUCGAAGAUAGUAACUUUCGUUCAAAAAGCGUGGGAGUAGCGGCGGACUUGCUUUCCGCCGUUCGAGGCUUGCCUUAGUUGGAACAGUGUAUUCGAUGUGCUCGUCGGUACUUGUCGUACGCGGUUCUUAUCGAUUCGAAAUGCGUGUAAAAAACGUUGGAUGCUCUCUUCUCUGGUGCUUAUUCCUCACAUACCACGUGGUCAGCGAGACUCCACCAUCAACGAACAUAGAUGAUGUUCUCGUAUACACUGUUGCUAGCAACAAGACAGAUGGCUACAAUAGAUAUCUCAGAUCUGUGGAUAUCUAUGGAUUUCGCGAUAACUUGAACGUGCUUGGUUUCGGAGAAUCUUGGCAGGGCGGUAACGUAAAAACUGGUCCUGGAGGAGGCUACAAAGUCAAUCUUUUGAAAAAAGCUCUGGAGGAAUAUCAAUUUGACAAAGAAAGAAUUGUGAUAUUCACAGACAGUUAUGACGUGAUAUUUCUAAGUGGAUUAGAAGAAAUUAUUGGCAAGUUCAAGAGUAUGGACGCAAGAAUUGUAUUCUCUGCCGAAGGAUCUUGUUGGCCAGAUAAAUCAUUGGCCUCCAAGUAUCCCAUCGCAACUCGCGGAAAGCGAUUCCUAAAUUCUGGAAGCUUUAUAGGCUACGCUUCGGACGUUUAUGCAAUGAUAACGUAUGCUCCGAUAAAAAAUGCGGAUGACGAUCAGUUAUUCUACACUAACGCAUACCUCAAUAAAAAAUUGAGAGAACAGCAUCAAAUAAAGUUGGACCAUAAAUCUGAAAUAUUCCAUAAUCUUUAUGCUGCUGUAGCCGAUGUGGAAUUGAAAUUUGAAGGAAGAAAAACUUCUCUUCAAAACACUGUUUACAAUACUCAACCUUUGGUACUUCAUGGAAACGGUAACAGCAAAUUAUCUUUGAAUUCUCUGAGCAAUUACUUGGCUCAAGCUUGGAAUACCGAAGAUGGAUGCUUAGAGUGUUGGGAGGGCACAAUAGAACUGAAUAAAACACAACCAGAAACAUAUCCCACUAUAUUAGUCGCCAUAUUCAUUGAACAACCUACUCCUUUCUUGGAGGAAUUCCUGACAAAAAUAUACAGGCAAAUUUAUCCAAAAUCAAAGUUGCAUCUGUUCCUUCAUAACACUGUGGAGUAUCAUGAGCCCAUAGUGGACAAAUUUAUGAAGAAAUUUGAGAGGGUAUAUAAUAGUAGCAAGCGGAUUCGUCCCAGCGAUGGUAUAAGCGAAGCUAAUGCCAGAAAUUUAUCCAUGGAUCAUUGCUUGUUGAACCGGUGUUCUGGAUACUUUUCGGUCGACUCCAUAUCCCAUCUGGAUAAUGAAUACACGCUGGAACUCUUGGUAGAGCAGCAACGAGGAAUUAUUGCACCGAUGCUGGUCAGACCAUAUAAGAUGUGGAGUAACUUUUGGGGCGCGAUAAUGGAUAACGGAUUUUACGCCCGGAGCUUCGAUUAUAUGGAGAUCGUGAAAAAUGAAUGGAGAGGGCUGUGGAACGUGCCCUUCAUCAGCAACUGCUAUCUAAUUAACGCCACUCUGAUAAGCAACAAAGAGACUCGUCCAUCCUAUGUGGAGUGGGAUUUAGACACGGAUAUGGCGUUUGCUCAUGCUAAUAGGGAACGAUCCAUUUUCAUGUAUGUUACCAACAGACUUGACUUUGGGCAUCUGGUCGAUCCGAAUAGCUACGAUACCGCUAUGACCAAUCCUGACUUGUACCAAAUUUUUGACAACAAAUUAGACUGGGAGGCAAAAUACAUACACGAAAAUUACUCCGAGAAUUUUAAUCCUAAACAAAUACCCAUACAGCCCUGCCCAGACGUGUACUGGUUUCCCUUAGUCAAUGAGCGGUUCACGAAGGAGUUGGUAGAAGUUAUGGAGGCGUUUGGAAAGUGGUCCGAUGGAACAAAUAAUGAUCCAAGAUUAACGGGUGGUUAUGAAAAUGUACCUACUCGUGAUAUUCAUAUGACUCAAGUGAACUAUGAAUCGCAAUGGCUAUAUUUCUUAAAGGAGUACGUUAGACCUCUGCAGGAACUUGUGUUCACCGGAUAUUACCACGACCCGCCACACGCCCUGAUGAAUUUCGUCGUGAGGUAUCACCCGGAUGAGCAGCCAUUGUUAAAACCACACCAUGAUAGUUCAACUUAUACUGUCAAUAUCGCUCUGAAUAGAGCGGGAAUAGAUUACGAGGGUGGAGGUUGUAGGUUCAUCCGAUACAACUGUUCCGUGACCGAUGCGAAGCCGGGUUGGAUGUUGAUGCAUCCUGGAAGACUAACACACUACCAUGAAGGACUCAGAGUUACUAGUGGUACUCGUUACAUAAUGAUUUCAUUCGUCGACCCUUGAUCGGUUCGACGAGUCAUAUGAAAUCCUUAACAGUAAUUAAACUAAAUAUGUAUUACCAGUAAAAAAAAAAACGUGUAGAUACUAUAUAAAUGUGUCUUCGUACACGAUCACCUGUCACAUAGCAAUGUUAGUUGCAAGCUUAAUAUCGAAGUGUGUGGCGGUAUACCUAUUUACGAGAAAAACGUGUACCCUUUGUUAAUGUUAUUUUUCUAAUAUGGGUAUAGGGACGCGAAUACAGAUAGUAAUCCGUUAAGUGUUUGUACGAAAAUAAAAUAUUAAGUUACAUUUAUAUUUAUAUCGCUUUGAUAA